AUGAAUACCCCUCGAAAUGAACACACAGCAACGUUAUUAUUGAAUGGAAAAGUAUUAGUUACUGGUGAAGAUAAUAAUAGUCCUGUAGUAACUGCUCAAUUACACGAUCCGUUGACUAAUAACUGGACGCUGACAGCAAGUAUGAGUGUUCCACGAAAUUAUCAUAUAACAUCGGUGCUAUCCAAUGGAAAAGUAUUAAUAGCUGGCAGAAAUAGUUCUAAUACAAGUUCGGAAUUGUAUGAUUCAGAAACAAAUAGCUGGAAAACGACAGCAAACAUGAAUGUUGCUGGCGUGUUAAACUGA
This is a messenger RNA of Adineta ricciae, 303 nucleotides long. NCBI's taxonomy places the organism in Eukaryota, Metazoa, Rotifera, Eurotatoria, Adinetida, Adinetidae. The record is from the annotation of a GenBank genome assembly.